CAGUUUCACAAUGAACGAAGAGGGUGGAUAUCUUGGAGCGAUGACAUAUCAAUGCCUGUACAGUCCUGUGAUGGAAAAAAUUAAACAGCAACAUCGUGAUGAUCCAAGAGCUUCUCUCGCCCUAAACAAACUGCACACUGCACUGACCACUUGUGAACAAGCUUCUCCGUCGUUUCUCUAUGAUUUCACAAAAGUUUUGCUGGAUGACUCGGAAUUGAGCGUUAAUCUGCAGGAAUCCUAUCUGAGAAUGCAUGACACCUCGCCGACAAAUGAUUUGAUUGUCAGUGGAUAUGAGCAGAAUGCUGAUUAUAAAGAGCUCACGAAACGAGCAAUCGAGCUUCGUCGUGUUCUGUCCCGGGUUCCCGAAGAAAUGUCGGAUCGUCACGCCUUCCUGGAGACCAUCAAGCUCAUCGCAUCAUCAAUCAAGAAACUUCUUGAGGCAAUAAACGCCGUCUACAGAAUUGUUCCACUCACUGCGCAGCCGGCCGUUGAGAAACGUAAACGGGAAUUUGUGCACUACUCGAAAAGAUUCAGUAACACUUUGAAGACGUAUUUUAAAGAUCAGAAUGCAAAUCAGGUAUCCGUGUCCGCCAACCAACUGGUUUUCCAAACGACAAUGAUAGUCCGCACAAUCAACGAAAAACUUCGCCGAGGAUAAGCUCACCCAUAUGGCGGCUUAUAACUGUGAUCUACUAGACGGCUCUUUCCUUUUGCAUGUGUUUUACUUUCAUUUUUUGUUCACUUAAUUUCUUGUUCUCAUCCACACACUCAUCACUUUAUACAUCGGAUCUGCACACUUUCUUCUUUCUAUGAUUUUUCCUUUCCCAAUUUUCUGUUUAUUGACUGAAAUUUUAGGAAAAUGAUUAACGUAUUAUGCUUUAUAUGGUUUUUCGGAUUUUUUUCACUUCAAAAAUAUUGUAAUAAGUAGCUCAAUUAUCAUUCUUCCUUUCUUUUUCAUGUGCCUUUCUUUGAUUUUUCCUCGUUUUUUCACCCACUGAUGUACUAGAUUUUUUUCCAUAAGUCGGUUUCUUCUCCAAAUAACGUGAUAAAUUAUUCAGAAAUUUUU
Messenger RNA from Caenorhabditis elegans, 1066 nucleotides. It is a transcript of the gene ccm-3, whose product is annotated as Programmed cell death protein 10 homolog. Lineage: Eukaryota; Metazoa; Nematoda; Chromadorea; Rhabditida; Rhabditidae. The transcript is spliced from 5 exons. Gene Ontology annotation, cellular component: apical plasma membrane; cytoplasm. Bases 11 to 658 code for a protein of 215 amino acids. The record is from RefSeq and is marked reviewed.